Protopolystoma xenopodis is the source of this 579-nucleotide messenger RNA. The record is from the annotation of a GenBank genome assembly. Lineage: Eukaryota; Metazoa; Platyhelminthes; Monogenea; Polystomatidea; Polystomatidae.
UCGUCGUCGUCGUCUUCUUCUUCUUCUUCGUCGCUUCAGACAGACGGCCAUUGGGCUUGGCCGCCACGGGGACCCCAGCGGGCCCGACACGACGUCCUCCGAUUGGCCGGCGCCUCGUUCCACUCUGGCGUUGACGCCGAACCAAUGCGCUCGGCCAAUCCGGCCGGGCAGCAGCUCCUCCACCCGAAGCUCGAACAGGCCGCCCCGGACUGGCUGGAAGCGGCCCAAUUGUUGACGGACUCAUGUCGACGACCAGCGGCCCGCCUGGACUCGAGCCUGUUCCAUCAGGCUCUUUUGGCCAUGGCUCGGCCUUCGGCCGGCCCUCCCGGACUCGAUCACCUCUCGGCCGCGAUCGCCGUCUCGAGUGAUCUUCUUCGUCCCGACGACAUGGAAGAAGCGGCUGACGAAGCCUCAGUGGCGACAUCUCAUCGUCUGCCCACCCUCCGCCCUACACACCUUCUUGCCCCCGCGUAUCCAACCGACUUGGGCACACCUCCCACCUCGCUAGACUCGGGCCGACCAGGCUCAGUCGACAACGACACGAUAUGUCGAACCGAGGCCUGGCCGCUGGAGGCCUGA